CAUUAAUUUGACAAAAAAAAAAAUUUCUUUUAAAUUCAAAAUUCUAAAUAAAUCCUUUUUGGCAUAAAUAAAAAAAUGAACUACAUUAUUGCUGGAUCAGUAAUCACAACAUUUUUCCUAGUGGCAUAUUUAAUUAAUAAAUAUUCAGAUUUAAAAAAUUCCCAAGACAUUGAUAACCUAAAUGUCAAUGACUUUUGCCUCGAAAAAGAUUUCAAUAAUAUUAUUGAAUUAAUACCAAUGUUAGAAAUAAAAAAAAUACUUGAUGAUUAUUUUAAAUAUGACAAACAAAUGUCAACAACUUAUAAUUUUAUAAAUGAACAAAAAAAAUUUAUAAUUCAAGAAAUUAAAAGUAUACCUGAAACAAUGAUGCUAUUAAAAAUUCUCCAACAUCUUGGUGUUAAUUUAGAAAAUUUAAAUAACACAAUAAUUAAUACAUGGCUAUCGCUACCAGAAUUUGAAGAAUCAAAUUCAUGCAUUGCAUCAGGUGGUUUAACUGUGAUGAUAAAUAAAAUAUUAUUAAUUUUACCUCAAGAUGAAUUACAUUUUUUAUUACGAGAUAAGCUAACUAGCUCAAAAAGUUUUAAAAUUUUAAUUCAACUUUUAAAAUCACCAUUGUUUAUUGAUUUUUGUGUUAAAAUAAAAAAUAAUGCAGUUUUAAAUAGACAUUAUUAUUGGGCAAAUCAAGAUGGAAUUGAGGCAAUGUGUGCCAUUGAAUUGUUGAAGAAACUUUACCUCUAUUUGACUCAGAGGUUAGCUGGUGCAUAAACCCAAAAAGUAAUACAACAUUUUCCACUUACUGAUGAUAUACACUAGGACAACUGAGUCACUCGGAUCUUUCACCGUUCGUUGAAUUUACGAGUAGUUUUUGUAUAUAUAUUUUUCAAGAAGAAUAAACGACACUGUACCCACAAAUACCCACCACUUUUACUUAUGUAUAUAUGUUAUUUUUUGUACAAGUGUUAGAUGGAAAAGAGCCAACCAAGCGUUGAUGGUGAUAAAAGUUUACCACACAGUUUGAGGAACACAUUUUGUUAACGAAAACAGAAAGGGAAAUUAAUUCUGAUGAUGAUAACCUCUCUACUACUACUACUACAACAAGUGUCUUCAUCCACCUCAAAAUGCUUGGGUUGUUUGUUGGGUAGAUGAGGUAGAUGAGGAGGUAAAAUCUUGUUGAAGAAGCUGUGCGCGCAAAACGGCACCAACGGUGUCUGCGGCAAACAAUUCCAAUUAACUUGGGUAGAAUUGAAAUAGAACUUGUCUGUCCGACGCUCAGUGUCUUGCAUUGUGAAUACUCCGGACACGCAGACUAAUUUUUUUUUUAUAUAUAUAUUUCACUCUACCCUCUAUACCGCACUUGUUUUUAUAAUUUUAUUUUUUUUUAAAUUCUACAUAAAAUAAGCAUCCACUUACAUUAUUUUUUGACGUUUAAAAAAAAUUAAACAUUCAACUUGUGUUUCGUGAAAUAUUUAAAAAAUAAAUUUAAAAAUAAAAUAAUAAUAAUUACAAAUUUUAACAAAAAAGAGAAGCUGAUUGUCAACAAAAUAAUUGUAAUGAAAGAAAAAAAAAAAAAAAAUGAGCUUAUAUAAAGUUAAAGCCAACAAGAGAGGCUUUCUUCUGUUAUAGAGUCCAGACACAAUGCUUGUCCUUCUUGGUUAUUGAGGACACCCAAAACCUCUGUGUACAGAUCCCCCACGACUGUGUACUCAUCGUCUAUCCCCCAAGUCAACUCAAGUCAAUCCUUGAGUCUCUGCACCAACCAAAAUCAUUCCCCUAACUAUUUUCUCUUACUCAACAUUAUUAAAUCCUAGCUAUUUUAUUUUUUAUUUAUUUUUGACAAUUAAAGUUAUGACCAAAAUAUUUAUUCUCUCUGUUCACAGUAAUAUCAAUAUGACUGUCAUAUUAUACGUCAUGACACAAAUUAAUACAGUCAAUUUAAAAAUAUUUAUAUUCAUUUUUCAUAUAUAUUUUUUUUUAAUUUUAAUUUAACAAUAUAAAUUGAAUAAAUAAAUUAACUUAGUUAUGAUAAAUUUCACAUUGUUACAAAGUUGGAAUAAAAUAUAAAAAAAAAAAUAAAAAAAUAAAAGAAAU
Molecule: messenger RNA, 2088 nt
Organism: Aphidius gifuensis
Lineage: Eukaryota; Metazoa; Arthropoda; Insecta; Hymenoptera; Braconidae
Exons: 3
Coding region: 76-765 (229 amino acids)
Source: RefSeq, a predicted model, not a curated record